AUGGCUUCCUCGUUAUUAGCGGCAACAGCCCCCUCUGCUGCUGUUGCGCCAGCCGCUGCGUACAGAAGGCCAGCAGCAGCCAGCGCUGCAGCAGCUUCGUUGGCUCUGGCUAGAUUGGCUCGCAGAAGCCUAAAUGUGAACUCCAGCUCGCCGCAUGCAUUCUAUACAGCAGCAGCAGAACAUAUGCCAGCCACCCGCAACAAGGCAAUCGUAAACAGCUGCAGCUGCGCAGCAGAUGAGCUGCAGAAGCAGCAGCAGCAGCUGCGAGGGCAGCAGCAACAGAGGCGGUUCGCCAAGAUACUGCGGUGGCACCCAGACACUCCACUGGCACAUGGACUCGAGACUUUUACAGAUGCGGAGGACUUCCUCAAGGCCUGCCAACAAAAUAAGGGCAACAUGACACGCCGAGACUGGCUUGCUGCUCUAUCUUUACUAUCUACGCGACGCCGCCUCGACCUGCGCAGCAGCUCUUUUAGGGCCUUUCUUGGUGCUGCACUGCAGCAGCAAGAGCUUCUGCAGCCUGCCCACAUACAUCUUACAAUUCAUCGACUGGCAGUCAUUGGCUACAGCCCAGCUCUCUGGCAGCUGGCGCUGCGGCUGCAGCCAUUUUUGCAGCAGCAGCAGCUCAGCAGCAAGCAGCUGGUUGUGUCAGCGUGGGGUCUUGCAAAGAACGGAGUGACGCAUCCCCCAGUUUGGGACCUCAUAGGGGCUGAGGCUUUGCGACUGGCGAAGGACUUCAGCCUUGCAGACCUCUCGAUGUGCCUUUGGGCUUUCGCCCGCACAGAGCGCUUGAAGCCUGUUGAAAUCUUGGCCCUCAAAGAAGAAGUUCUCAGCCGCCUCGACAGCUUCGUCCGACGGACACUCGCUGCGGCGGGGAAGCCGUCUCAAGCAAAACUUGCACAAUCAACAGCAGCAGCAGCAGCAUCAACAGAAGCUGCAAAGGCGACACCUUUAAGUUCAUGCACAGUGACGCCACAUGACCUGUGCAUGCUGAUAAGGUCCUUUGCAGACCUCACCCCACGCGACUCGCCACUUAUCAUUCGCCUGCUGUAUACGCUUCUUCUCGCUUGCCGGGUGCAGCCACCAACUCCCCUGGCAGCAGAAGCAGCAGUAGCAGGGGGAGCUGCAGCAACAGUAGCAGAGGUAGAAGCAGACGGGGAAGACGCCAACCUGGGAUCUCCUUUUGCUGCUGGCGGUUUGGGUCCGCUGACUGCACAGGGACUCACUGCUGUCUGGACUGCUCUGAAGGACACAAAAAUCGUGCAGGUUUUCUCUGUCCCACAGCACAAGAGGCCCAGCAGCGGCAGCAGCAGCCCCAGGCACCAUGCUUACUUGCCAUUCAGAGAAACUGUACCUCUUGAGUGUCUACCAUUGCUGCUACCCAUCCUCAAGCCAUCCAAGGUAUAUUCGCACGCAGCGCCAGUGGUAACUGCAGCAGUACCAGCAGGAGGAACAGCAACAGCAACGACGCAAACUGCAAACGUGGGAGGAGCUUCGGGUGCCGCAGUAGAAGAGGCAGAACAGCAUGCUAUUGCAGCGGCGCCAAUUCCCUUGCCGACGGAGGUGACUGCUUGCUCUACGCCACUUCCAGAUGCUGCGGCAGCCGUUGCUGCUGCUGCAGACAUGGGACUUAGGAACAGCGCGCUGCUGCACAAUGCUUGCACUGACGUCCUUCUGGAGGUUCUUUGUGAGGAAACUCGUCACUUGCGUCUUGAUCACACCACCAACACCAGUAUGGUAGCUGCGCUGGCUAUGGCCCUCGCAGACAUGCGGCUCGUCGAUCCCCGUGUAGUAUAUCAGCUAGUGCUCUUUGCACAACAACGGGGGGCCGCACAGUUUCAGGGCGAGCAGCUACUAAAGGUCCUUGAUGCAUUUGAGGAUUGUCAAAUCACAGACAGCAAGGCCUGGGCCAGACUCGUUCAUCGAGUUCAGGACGUUGCAGCGGACUUGGACUUGAAGGGACUACAGAAAUUACGACAACUGGCAAGACGUUCUGGGCACAGCAAUGAAAGGCUCGAGGGAGUCAUGGACCACUUUGAGGUCCUCAAGGAAGACAUAAGGCGCUCUGGGCCCCUCUAG
Eimeria necatrix is the source of this 2079-nucleotide messenger RNA. RefSeq lists its product as hypothetical. The transcript is spliced from 9 exons. The record is from RefSeq and is a predicted model, not a curated record. Lineage: Eukaryota; Apicomplexa; Conoidasida; Eucoccidiorida; Eimeriidae. The coding region runs from base 1 to 2079 and encodes 692 amino acids.